Saprolegnia parasitica CBS 223.65 is the source of this 2635-nucleotide messenger RNA. RefSeq lists its product as hypothetical. Gene Ontology annotation, biological process: establishment of sister chromatid cohesion; nucleobase-containing compound metabolic process. The transcript has 16 exons. Gene Ontology annotation, cellular component: nucleus. Bases 1 to 2517 code for a protein of 838 amino acids. The record is from RefSeq and is a predicted model, not a curated record. NCBI's taxonomy places the organism in Eukaryota, Oomycota, Saprolegniomycetes, Saprolegniales, Saprolegniaceae. Gene Ontology annotation, molecular function: hydrolase activity, acting on acid anhydrides, in phosphorus-containing anhydrides; DNA helicase activity; ATP binding.
AUGAGCGCGCCCAAGCGACAGAAGGUCCAGGACGACGACGCGCAUCCGUUUGGCUUUCCAUUUCCACCCUACUCGAUCCAAGAGAGCCUCAUGAAGGAGCUCUACGAGACCAUCGACGAGCGCAAGAUUGGCAUCUUCGAGUCGCCCACGGGCACGGGCAAGUCGCUGAGUUUGAUCUGCGGCACGCUGACGUGGCUCGAGCACAACACCGACAGCCGCGGUGUUUUGAUCGAGAAGGACGCGGCUAUCAAUGACUCGGACGAACCCGCGUGGCUGCGGGCGUACGCGACUCCGUCGGCCGGGGCCGCGCACCAAGCCGAGCUCAAGGCGCUUUGCACCAAGCUCGACGAGAUCCGCGCCAACCCGACGCACGCACGCAUGAAAGACUUGCGGCUCAUGCACGGCGGUCGGGACGCGCCUCGCGGCCGCAAGCCACCGGCAGCUGCAACGCUCGAGACGGACGAGAAUUACAUUGUGCCAGAGUACCUUAGCGACAAGGAGACGGGUGGCCGCGACAACAGCGACGACGAGGUCGACGACGAGGACGCUGGCCGCGGCUUUGACGAGCCUGUCGACUAUGGCAUCGUGCAGAUCUUUUACUGCAGUCGGACGCACUCGCAGCUGAGCCAGUUUAUGCACGAGAUCAAAAAGACCAAGUUUGGCGCGUCACUCCGGACGCUAACACUCGGUGCUCGCAAGUCGCUGUGCAUUCACCCGGACGUCCGCAAGCUCAAGACGGACGCAGCGAUGAACGACAAGUGCCUCGACUUGAUCCAGUCGACGUCGACGAAGAAGAAGGCACCGGGGUGUCCGUACAACAAAAAAUCCUUGCAGCGGUACUUUCGCCAGCACGCUUUGGCGCAAGUCCAGGACAUUGAAGAGCUCCACGCACUCGGUGACCAGCUCUCGGCGUGUGCCUACUACGGCGCGCGGUCAGCGCUCUCGGCGGCGCAGGUGAUUGCGAUGCCCUACUCGAUGCUGCUGAGCAAGGCGACGCGCGAGUCGCUGGGCAUUCGCCUCAAGGACAGUAUCGUCAUCUUUGACGAAGCGCACAACAUUGCCGACGCCGUCAACGCCACGUACGCAGUGCUCGUCUCGAGCCAGCAGGUACGCUCCAUCCACGAUCGAGGCGCUGCCGUGCGUAGAUACGAAGGGCGACUGAAGGGCCGGAACGUCUACUACAUCAAACAACUUUUGAACGUGCUGCAGAGCUGCCACAAGUUUCUCACCGCCAAAGCCAAAGCCAAGGAGUCGACGACGACGGUCUGGACAAUCACGGACUUUCUCUUUGAGACCAAGCUCGACAACAUCAAUCUGUUCAAGCUCCACCAGUACCUCGAGCGCAGCCAGCUCUCUCAAAAGGUAGGACCCGCAACGCUCUCGUGCGAGGACCAACCCGUUGAUGUAGCUCCUUGGGUUCCUAUCGAGCGAGUACUCGGAGGACGGCGAGCGUCUCCAGGAGGCGACGACGGUCGGCGCGACGUCCACGCACAUUUCGCCACUCCGAUCAAUCCAGUCGUUCAUGCUGGCGCUUACGACCGCGUCGACAAACGGCCGGCUCCUGCUACACUACCAAGAGGGUGGCGACGGCAAGAUGCCAUGCCUCAAAUUCCUCCUCCUCAACCCCGCGUUGCACUUCUCGGACGUCCUAUCGGAAGCGCGGUCGGUGAUCCUUGCUGGCGGCACGAUGCAGCCCAUCGACCAAGUGCUGCACCAGCUCCUCCUCGGGUCGUCGCCCGACCGGCUCAAGGUCUUUCGUGCGGGCACAUCAUCCCGCCCUCCCACUUGACGGGCGUGGCGCUGAGUGUCGGGCCGACCAACCAAGAACUGGAUUUUACCUACCAGAAACGCAACCUACCGCAGACGAUGGACGAAGUCGGGCGCAUUCUGCUCAACCUCGUGCGCAUCGUGCCGGCGGGCGUCGUCUGCUUCUUUCCUUCGUAUGCGUACGAGCAGCAGAUUGUGGGCCACUGGACCGCCAACGGCCAAUUGGCGGCGCUCGAGCAAAAGAAGCGCAUUUUCCGCGAGCCCAAGUCGGCCGCCGACGUGGACGGCGUCUUGACUGCGUACGCAGCGGCCUGCCACGACGCGGGUACCUCGAUUUCUGAAUUGUGUGUAGGUGGCUUGCUCUUUAGCGUCGUGGGUGGCAAGAUGUCGGAGGGCAUCAACUUUAGCGACGACUUGGCUCGCUGCGUCGUCAUGGUCGGGCUCCCGUACCCUAACCCGCACGACGCCGAGCUUUUGGAGCAAAUGAAGUACAUGGAAGCGUCCGGCGCCAAACUCACGUCCCACGAGUUUUACUCCAACAUGUGCAUGAAGGCCGUGAACCAGAGCAUUGGUCGUUCGAUUCGUCACCAAAAGGAUUACGCAAGCAUCGUGCUGCUCGAUCGGCGCUACAACACGCCGAUCAUCCGGUCGCGCUUGCCGCAGUGGAUUAACGACCGGACGCAGGCAUUCGCAUCGUUUGGGCCUGCGCUGCCGCACCUUGUGCGCUUCUUCAAGCAGCACGAAGCCUAGCCGCUCGAUAGUGUGUUGCAUCACAAAGAGACAAUAUUGUGCACAAUACACUAUUGACUAGAAUGCCCAAAACUACAAUUGUAUAUCGACAACAAUACAUUUCCAUCUUAGCCGUACA